GCAAAGAGUCCGAUCCGACUGAGCGACUGAAAUGAAUGGAAAGGCAAGUGUGUGAGUGUGUGUGUGUGUGUGUAUGUGUGUAGAACACAUACCGAAUCGGUUUUUCUUCCCUUUGAAAUGCAGUUUUUCACCUCUCCUUUGACGUGUCCUUUUUAAUUGCUUUCUCACCCAAUUUCUCAAGGUUAGGAAAAAAAGUCAGAGGCAAAGGAGAUAAGCUGGACUGUGAGUUGACACACGGGGGUGAUUUUUAAAAAGCUAAGACACACUCCGUCUUAUUUCCAUCUAUUAGUAAUAAUUUACAGACUGACCCAGGACUGUCCACAUCCCCAUUCAGGCUCCUUAUGCCUCCUCUUCUCUUAUCCUGUUACCACUCAGUGAUGCUGAGUCUACUAAGGAAUUUGACAAAUAUGAAGCAAUGUAUGUAGUUAGAUUUUUUUUUUUUUUCUCUCGAGUUUGGCUGGGUGGGAGGCGGAGUUAUUUGUUGUAAUGUUGGUCUGAUCGGCAGAUCGGGUGUGUGUAAGUGAGUUCUGAGUCUCGGUUGACAAAAAGGGACUUGAACGCAAAGAGGCAGAGCUAGAGGGAGAGGAGGGCGGGGAACGAGGGGAAAGAGGCACUCAGGGUUGGGGAAGUGUUAGGAACGGAGGGUUAGCGUAGGAGGGAGGGAGUCUGGCUGUCGGAGCAACACCGGAGAGAUAAAGGAGAGUGAGAAGAGAGGGAGACUGAAGGGAUGACUAGUGGGAGAAAGAGGGAGACGGAGGAGGCUUAAGAGAAAGAGAAGAGAGUAGAGGAAAGAGUAGGAGAGGAGGGAGAGAAGCAAGGAAGAGGAGGGUUACAGAGUGACUGUGGAAGAUGGUGUUUCUCUAUUCCAGAUACUUCUAAGAUUGGAGACUCUUUGCUGGUGGGGAGACUCCGGGUGGUAUGGCAGCCAGUUAGGCAGCGGCAAAGUGUAAUGGACAGCAAGAGACAGACGUUCCAGCCACCUUUCCGCCGCCCGGAGAUCCCGGAGCUGUUUCUCCAGCCAAUUCGUUUCCCAGCUGGAGUCUCAGAGCGUGCUGCACUACCAGAGCCCAGGGAGCGCCUAGAAGCUAGCUGCUUCUGCGAGAUGCCUUCGCCUGAGCAGUAAGAACUUCCUGCCUGAGUCCCUGCAUCCUCUCUUAGCUGAAACUCCCCAGGAAACAGGGGCGGGAGACCCCAGGGGGAGGGGCGAGGGGGAACCUGGAGCAGCUCUUUCUCCCCUCCCCCUCCCCUGCCCGGCGCGCAAGCAUGGAUGUGCUCAGCCCCGGACAGGGCAAUAACACCACGUCGUCCCAGGGUCCCUUCGGGACACGCGGCAACGCUACUGGCAUCUCCGACGUGACCUUCAGCUAUCAAGUAAUCACCUCUCUAGUGCUGGGCACGCUCAUCUUCUGCGCGGUGCUGGGCAAUGCGUGUGUAGUGGCGGCCAUCGCCCUGGAGCGCUCCCUGCAGAACGUGGCGAACUAUCUCAUAGGCUCGCUGGCCAUCACCGACCUCAUGGUGUCGGUGCUGGUCCUGCCCAUGGCCGCGUUGUACCAGGUGCUCAACAAGUGGACUCUGGGACAGGUCACCUGUGACCUGUUCAUCGCCCUCGACGUGCUGUGCUGCACCUCGUCCAUUCUGCACCUGUGCGCUAUCGCGCUGGAUAGAUACUGGGCCAUCACCGAUCCCAUCGACUACGUGAACAAGAGGACGCCCCGGCGCGCCGCUGCGCUCAUCUCGCUCACCUGGCUCAUUGGCUUCCUCAUCUCCAUCCCGCCCAUGCUGGGCUGGCGCACCCCGGAAGACCGCUCGGACCCGGACGCGUGCACUAUCAGCAAGGACCACGGCUACACUAUUUACUCCACCUUCGGCGCUUUCUACAUCCCUCUGCUGCUCAUGCUGGUUCUCUACGGGCGCAUCUUUCGAGCUGCGCGAUUCCGCAUUCGCAAGACAGUUAAGAAGGUGGACAAGGCGGCAGCCAACCACCGCCUUGCGGCGUCGCCGGCCCCGCAGCCCAGAAAGAGCGUGAGUGGUGAGUCGGAUAGCAGAGACUGGAGGCAGGGCACAGAGAACAAGGUAACAGGGGCUCCGUGCGCCAAUGGAGCCGUGAGGCAGGGCGAAGAAGGCGCCGCCCUGGAGGUGAUCGAAGUGCACCGGGUGGGCAACUCCAAAGAGCACCUUCCGCUGCCCAGCGAAGGCGGUGCUGUCCCCUACGUCCCCUCCUCCUUCGAGAAAAAAAAUGAGCGCAACGCCGAGGCCAAGCGCAAGAUGGCCCUGGCCCGCGAGAGGAAGACGGUGAAGACUCUGGGUAUCAUCAUGGGCACCUUCAUCCUCUGCUGGUUGCCCUUCUUCAUCGUGGCCCUAGUCCUGCCCUUCUGCGAAAGCAGCUGCCACAUGCCUACCCUGUUGGGGGCCAUAAUCAACUGGCUGGGCUACUCCAACUCUCUGCUUAACCCUGUCAUUUACGCCUACUUCAACAAGGACUUCCAAAACGCGUUUAAGAAGAUCAUCAAGUGCAAGUUCUGCCGCCGAUGAUGAUGGAGUAGCGGCGAGUAGGCCCAUCCCAUUCAUUCUGCCUCCCCUAGUCCUCUGGAAUCAAAGCCUUUGCUACUUUCCCUCUGACAUUCACAGCUGCUAGGCGCGCUGCUUCCAGACCUCAUCCACCCAAGCCUCUCCCAAGCCUCAGUACCCAGCGGGGAAGGAUGGCGCUCUUCGUAAAGAGGGUCUAGCCUCCGGGCAAGAGAGAAACUCCUUAGCCCUGUGAGAGGAGACCUUGGCUCAAACUGGCUUCAGAAUCCGUUUGAUUCCAGCAAUUGCCUCCUGCUUCUUCUGCCCCAUAAUCUUCGCGGCGGAACUUUAAGCUUCAGCCGUUAAAGGCAAAAAAAAAAAAAAAAAAAAAAAAAA
Bubalus bubalis (water buffalo) is the source of this 2901-nucleotide messenger RNA. RefSeq names its product 5-hydroxytryptamine receptor 1A (gene HTR1A). The record is from RefSeq and is a predicted model, not a curated record. Gene Ontology annotation, molecular function: G protein-coupled serotonin receptor activity. Gene Ontology annotation, cellular component: plasma membrane. The transcript has a single exon. The coding region runs from base 1264 to 2532 and encodes 422 amino acids. Lineage: Eukaryota; Metazoa; Chordata; Mammalia; Artiodactyla; Bovidae. Gene Ontology annotation, biological process: regulation of behavior; adenylate cyclase-activating adrenergic receptor signaling pathway; regulation of vasoconstriction.